This is a messenger RNA of Oppia nitens, 1578 nucleotides long. Its product is annotated as GDP-Man:Man(3)GlcNAc(2)-PP-Dol alpha-1,2-mannosyltransferase-like. Gene Ontology annotation, biological process: protein N-linked glycosylation. Bases 97 to 1491 code for a protein of 464 amino acids. Gene Ontology annotation, cellular component: endoplasmic reticulum membrane. NCBI's taxonomy places the organism in Eukaryota, Metazoa, Arthropoda, Arachnida, Sarcoptiformes, Oppiidae. The record is from RefSeq and is a predicted model, not a curated record. Gene Ontology annotation, molecular function: GDP-Man:Man(3)GlcNAc(2)-PP-Dol alpha-1,2-mannosyltransferase activity. The transcript is spliced from 2 exons.
CAUCCAAACAUGUGAUGGAAAAUAAUGUUUGAAAUCAAAUGUUUUUUUGUUUUCAUUUUAAUUAUCAAACAAACAAAUAAUAAAAUCAUAUGAAAUAUGUUUGUAUUUAUUAUUUCAGUGAUAAUCUUAUCGGUAGUUAUUAUCGGCUUAUCGCUCAAGAUAUAUGUCAAACUAGUGGACUGUAGAUAUCGUAGCCGUAAUGGACUGACAAAUGAUGAGACUAUUGUUGCCUUUUUUCAUCCGUUUUGCAACUCCGGCGGCGGCGGUGAACGUGUCCUAUGGGUGGCCUUACGUGCACUUCGGGACAAAUAUCCCGAUUGUCAUUAUGUUGUUUAUACAGGCGAUGUUGAGGCCAAACCCGAAGAAAUCUUAGCGAAAGCGCGAAACCAUUUUAAGAUUGAUUUGGAUGACUCGUCCAUACGUUUUGUAUAUCUUAAGAGACGAUAUCUAAUCGGUUGCCAAUUGUAUCCAUACUUUACACUAUUGGGUCAAAGUAUUGGCUCCGUAGGACUCGGUUUGGAAGCGCUGUUCAAUUGUCGGCCCAACAUCUUCAUCGACAGUAUGGGCUACAGCUUUACGUUUCCAGUGUUCAAGUAUUUAGGCGGUUCACGUGUGGUAGCAUAUGUCCACUAUCCGACUAUCAGUACCGAUAUGUUAGAAUUGGUGGCCCAGACACGUACCAGUUAUAACAAUCGGUCGUUUAUCAGUAACAGUCCAGUGCUGACCAAAGCUAAACUUAUGUAUUAUAAACUAUUUGCAUAUCUGUACGGAUUGAUGGGCCGUAUGGCCGAAAUAGUGAUGGUUAACUCGAGUUGGACUAAAGGACACGUCGAACAUAUAUGGCAACGGGAGGCCCGAACAGUGUAUCCGCCGUGCAAUACAAGUGAUUUGAAACAGUUGUCGUUGGCUAAUAAAAAUCGUCUGAAAAUCGUAUCGAUUGGUCAGAUAAGACCCGAAAAGAAUCAUAAGUUACAAUUGAUGGCUUUCAAAGAGUUUAUCGAUAGACUAGCCGCUGAUGACAACAAAUCGGUGGCAAAACUAGUCAUAAUUGGCAGCUGUCGUGACAGUGAUGAUGAACAACGAUUGGAUGAAUUGAAAAAACUUUGUCAUAAACUGGAAAUCGACGAUAAAGUCGACUUCAAGAUUAACAUUCCGUACGAUGAGCUUAAACGUCAAAUUGAAGAGUCGAGUAUUGGUUUACAUACAAUGAUUAACGAACAUUUCGGUAUCGGUGUUGUCGAAUGUCUGGCCUCAGGACUCGUAACAGUGACGCACGACUCGGGCGGACCUAAAUUGGAUUUAAUACGAAACGAAACAAACGGUUUUCUGGCAACAGAUUUGCACAAUUUUGCCGAAAUUCUUUAUAAAAUUGCUAAUCUAUCGGAUAGACAAUUAAUGGACAUCCGAGUGACCGCCCGAAACAGUUCCGACCGAUUUUCAGAGCAACAAUUCGAGACACUGUUUCUACAAUCCAUUGAAUCAGUUUUUUAAUUAAAAAAACUUUUUUGUAUUUCUAAAAAAAAGUAUUUGAGGGAAAAGAGCGUCUAUUUAUUGUAUUUUUUUAUUUAAAAUAAUAUA